Molecule: messenger RNA, 2292 nt
Organism: Pichia membranifaciens NRRL Y-2026
Lineage: Eukaryota; Fungi; Ascomycota; Pichiomycetes; Pichiales; Pichiaceae
Exons: 1
Coding region: 1-2292 (763 amino acids)
Biological process (GO): DNA-templated transcription; regulation of DNA-templated transcription
Molecular function (GO): DNA-binding transcription factor activity, RNA polymerase II-specific; DNA binding; zinc ion binding
Source: RefSeq, a predicted model, not a curated record
AUGCCAAGAAAAAGAGAGCAUAUUCCGAUCAGCAAAAGAAAAAGAGCACUUUACAGCUGCGACCGGUGCAAGUUGAGGAAACGUGCCUGCAAGAGAUACCAGGACGGUGCAAGAAAGUUUGAUAACAAUACGCCAUGCGAAGAGUGUGUCAAAGUUGGCGCAGAGUGUGUAACGGAGAUCAGCAGGAAAAAACGAUCUUACAUUUCCGUGAGUGAGACAACGCUAGAACAGCUCAAAUGUCUGACGCUGAUUAUCAAGGCUAUGUUUCCGGAAAGCGAUCCUAGCAAUCUGGAGCAUAUCAAGAGCAUCGCUAAGGCUCUAUUUGUGAAACUACCGAAAUAUGAACCGGGAGAACUACUUGGCGAGGCCAUCGAAGAUAGCUGUAACGGGAAUGACGACUAUGAUGAGAGUGAUGAAGAUGAGGAAGAGAACGGGACCAACUUUUCAGAAGUCGGAGAAGAAGAACAACGAGGAAUUGUGAGCCAGGCAAAUUAUGAUAAUCCAAGUGAAGCCCAGAUCGGUUUAGGCGGCGCAGAUAGGUUGUUCAACGCCUUAUUGAAGGUUGGCAAGGUAGAUUCUGCCAGUAAGCUGAAGUUUCUUGAAAACAUGGUUGUCAGUGGGCACCAGCUGCCCUCUAGCCCUCCAUUAUUGAUCAAUGGUAGUGAUAUUCACAACUCUUUGCUGCUAAAUUUAAUACCCCAUCAAGAAUGUGAGAUGUACACGAACGUGUUCUUCAGUAGACUCCAUGAAAGCUAUUUUAUAUUCAAUGAGAAGAAGUUUAGACAACGCCAUAAUCGUUUUCUGCAGUGUUUAGCGGACAAGUAUUUGCAGGCAAAUGAAGAGUUCUGUAACGAGGAGAUUUGUGCAAUCUACCUUGUUUGGAUUCUAGGAAGAAACUGCUAUUUAACAAAACUUUUGCAAGUUGAUGAUCCCUCCCAGGCCAACAUUGUCUCCAACUCAACAAUCAGCAAGUACUCAGAGAUAAUCAACGUGUGCCUCUCUGGGUGUUUCUAUUCAAAUAACAUUCACUGUGUGAGGAUGUUAUAUUUGUUGAGUUUGUAUAAUUCUACCCUAAAAAAUACAGACUCUGCGUGGCACUUGUUGAGUAACUGUUGUCUGAAGUGUUUUGGGAUGGGAUAUAAUAGAAGUGCUGUACUUUCCAAAUUUGAUGAAUCAGAGAGAGAAGACAUCAAGGUUGUAUGGUGGUCAAGCUUCAAGCUGCAUAUGAACAACUGCGCAAUAAAAGGACGACUUCCUAACAUAACUUUAUAUGAGGUAGAUCUUGAUUUACCUACGCUUGAGCAUGUGCACGAUAAGUUGUUUAGAGAUGCCUACACAAAAUCCAUUGAACUUUUCAAGAUUAUGUUCAAUACUUUGAAGAAUAGAGAGUAUUUAGCCAAAAGCAGAAAUCCAUGGUGUAAAGAAAAUCUCAGAAAUAUCAUCAAAAUAAACAAUUCUCUAAGAAUAUGGGAAAGCGGACUAGGAUACUCGUUGAAGUACUAUAAGAGGCCCAACCCGAAGAGGUAUCAGAUAAAACUCCAUCUACAGUAUCAUUAUUGCUCACUAUCGCUUAUAGCUCCUUAUUUGAUUGCAUACGCUCUCAACCCGCAAAGAUCUUUUGAUCCUUCGAGUGGGAUUAUUGAUACCUUGUGCAGUGGAGUUUACUCAGCUAUUCAGUUGAUGGAAGUCAUCAGCUUUUCUGUGAAUUCGGGAUACUGUAAUGGACUACUUCACUACGACUUUUUUUACUCUUACAAUGCCCUCAUGAUACUAUUGUUGGGAUACACACUAAUAAAAGAGAAACCUAAAGAGAAGCACUGUGAAAACUACAAUAUUUUCACUGAAAUUUUGUCGAAAAACUUUGAUAUCGAUAUGAAGCUGAUUUUGAAAUCGAUUAAGGAAAUACGAGAGAUCAACGACUGUUAUGGGCCGGGAGCAGUAGGUACCAUGCGUGACUUCAGCAAUAAUAUCACAAUUCUUCUACGAUACUUCAAGCUGAAUGGGACCCCAAAUACGCUUGAUAUGAUCAAUUCGACAUCUUUAGACUCUCAAGUUCAGGCACUUUUCAAGGAGCAAGAAGACUAUCUGAAAGCAGAAGACUCACAGGACUGCUCAAGUAAAAACAAUGUGUCACUACUACCAACCGAGCAUGAUUUUUUCGAUUUCAUCAACUUUUUAAACACUGAAAACGACCAGGAAUCUUACUUCAGCGAUCAACUACUAGUAGAUUGGAAGAAACUAUUUGGCACAAGCGGUUCAUCGGCCAAAGGGCAUUGUGAUCACCAGUUUUGA